UUUGGAUCUUGAGCAUGAAAAAUGUACCCCACGUCCUUUCUUUUGGUCACUCCAUAGUUUAAUACAGGGGUGGGCAAUUUUUUUUCCAAGGGGCCACAUGAGAAACCUGAAGUGUGUUGGAGGGCCGCAUCAACGAUAACUUAAACUUAAUUCUUCUCACUUCAUUUUCUCCCAUUGUAAAAAGCAGUAGAGUAUAUAUUUUGAUUAGCUGCUACUGGUUAUCAGAAGAAUAAGGAUAUUCUGUAAAUAUUUUUAUAAAUAUAUGAAAUUGUGGUGUAGGUCAAAUAGGAAAAGACUAUAGUAAGUAAUAAACUGUAAAAACAAAAACAAUCAUUACAUUAGUAGGGAUGGGGAUCGAUACCCGGUUCUAUAAGGACCUGGUUCCAAAUUUCCCAAAACCCGAAGAUCAACAAGGUCCGAGCUUACCGAGACUGGUUAUCAACAAAUGCUAGAAUAAUGGUGAUAACCUGUCGGUGAUUGAACAUCUCCACCAUGGUGUUGUCCAGCUGUCUCCUGGCAGUUGCUGUCUUCCUGUCCCAGGCUAGGGGAUUCCUGCAUCCUUCUGAGGAAGAUGCUGUCUCUGAAGAAUGGCUGCUGCUGCAUGUGGUCCAGGGCCACAUAGGAGCCGGUAACUACAGCUACUUGCGUCUUAACCACGAUGGUAGGAUCAUUCUGCUUUUGCGUAGCCUGAAAGGAGACGCUGACCUAUAUGUGUCUGACAAGACCCUGCGACCAAGUUUUGACACUUACAAACUGCAGUCGGUGACAUGCGGUAAAGAUGCAGUUGUGGUACCCAGGGACUUUGUAAGGCCAGUUGGGAUUGGAAUCUAUGGACACCCUUCCCACCAGGAGAGUGAGUUUGAGAUGCGUGUGUUUUAUGAUCAGACUGCUCCCAAGGAUCAUUUUGAUAAAAGCUUUUACACCUCAGAGGACAGAAUAAGGCCACAGAAAUACCGCCAAGGACCAGAUGAAGACUUUGAGGAGGAGGAGUCAAUUUUCUGGACUAUUUUAAUUGGACUUUUGAAGAUUAUUCUUGAAAUUUUGUUCUAAAGAACUGUUUUUGCUGCUAUAAUGUAAGAAACAAAAAAAUAUGUUUCGGGAAGAGGACAGAUGAAAAAUGUAUUAAUUGUGUAUUUUCUGUAAUUGGGAAAAUCUGAAUUUUUCUUCUGAGUUCAUGGUGAUGGAAUUUUUAUAUAAUUAAACCUUUUUUCAUGAAUUCUGAUUAGUAACAAGAGUAAAUGCCAUGUCAUACAAAAAAGCCUAGUCCAAUUUAAUCCUUUUCAGAAGGAAAUAUCGCUUUUCAAAUUGAGAGAUGACGCAAAUGGAUGGUCCUGCUUUUUCCAUGAAAAUUGGAUUCUUAGGAAGUUUUUAAUUACUCUACAAACAUUUAGGAGAACAUUUUUCUGAAAACUGUUUUAAAUGGGUCAUCAUUUAAGAGCAUUUCUGGAAGGUUCGAAAACUAUUGGGCUGUACUGACAAUCAUCUGUCAAUUGAAGAUCAGGAUGAAUUUAUGUAGGAAGUGGUCCCACCAAAGUGGUGUAUGUCAAGAUGUAUAUUAGUCAGUCUUUGCCAGAAACAAUUUUGGCGGUCCAAUCAGCCAACAGAGGGAGUGGCUGAGAAUGAUGUUGAUAUUGUGCGCUAGUUUGAGUUGUAUUUCAGUAAUGGCGGCGGAGGAAGAUGUGAGCGAAGCCAUUUGGUCCGUUGUGGCAAUGCUGCCGACUAUCCAGAAGUUAAAGCCGGAGUAAGAACAUUCUUUGCUGAGUUUUGUUGGUGGCCAUGAUGUUGUGGCCCUCCUACCCACGGGGUUCGGGAAAAGUUUGAUUUUCCAGCUACGGCAGCUAGCUCCUGGAUAUUUGGCAGCGUUGCCACAAUGGACCGAAUAGCUUCGCUCACAUUUUUCUCCACCACUGAACUACAACUCAAACUAGUGCACAACAUCAACGUCAUCAUUGUCAUCCACUCCCUCUGUUCGCUGAUUGGACCUACAAAAAUGUUCUUUCCAAAAAACAAGCAAAAUGAGGGCAGAGCCAGGCUACAUUAAAAGUACCUUUUAGCAAGAAUGUGGCGUUAUCAUUGCAAUACAAGUUUGUGUGAUGAGCAGCAUAUACACUUAGUGUGUGGUCUGCUAAGAAUUUUGUUUCUUAGUCGUCAGGAAAGCUUUUCAUUAAUAAAAGUAUUUGUUAUGGUUCUGAA
Molecule: messenger RNA, 2193 nt
Organism: Hypomesus transpacificus
Lineage: Eukaryota; Metazoa; Chordata; Actinopteri; Osmeriformes; Osmeridae
Gene: c21h6orf120
Product: chromosome 21 C6orf120 homolog
Exons: 2
Coding region: 493-1050 (185 amino acids)
Source: RefSeq, a predicted model, not a curated record